GUCUCUUGCCCGAAACUGUGCAGCGCCAAUAAAUGCUAAAGAUGGUGCUGAAGCAAAGAAUUGGCGAGAUGGCAAGCCUGUGCGAGUGAUCAGGAGCUUUAAAGGUCGAAAGCAUUCCAAGUAUUGUCCUGAAGAUGGCUACCGCUACGAUGGAAUAUACAAGUUGGUGAAGUACUGGCCUGAAAAAGGCAAGUCUGGUUUCCUCGUCUGGCGCUACUUGCUUCGAAGAGAUGACAAGAGUCCCGCCCCUUGGACGGCAGCUGGCAAGUUAGCUGCUGAGAAACUGGGUCUUUGCAUGCAGUAUCCUGAAGGCUACCUGGAGUCUCAAGAUGGUGAUGCAAACAAUUCUGGCUCAGAAAAUGAUGCUACAGCUGCUAAAGGAAAAGGCAAACGGUCUAGAGCAAGCUCUGGUGAAGAUGUGGCUACUCCAAAGAAGCGACGAGCCAGCAGUGGGCAGCACGGAAGUUCCUGGGCACUGGAAGCAUCGGUGUGCAAGACAAUAGAAGCAGAUAAAUGCAACAAGCGGCUCUGGAGUGAAUGCUUGGCAAUGACAUCAGCAGGCCGGGUGGCUUUCCUGGAUCGUGUUCAAACAGUGUUCACAUGUGUGUGCUGCCAAGAACUGGUCUGCCACCCUGUGACAACACCCUGCAACCAUAACCUCUGCCAGAGCUGUUUGCAGAGGUCUUUCAAGGCUGAGGUGUUCAGCUGCCCAACGUGCCGCCAGGAACUGGGUAACACUUACACUCUGUUGGUCAACAAGUCCCUGCAGAAAACACUGCAGGCACUUUUCCCAGGAUAUGAGAAUGGACGAUGAGUGGGUUUAGGGCAGUGUUCUACUUAUGCCUGCAUUAUAUUGCUAACCUGCGCUGAGGGAGGUGGUUAAAUUUGAUCACACAACAUGCAUUUACUGUAAAGCAACGUAGAGGUCCAAAAAGGAAGCAAACUUGGCAUAAUGUGAAGUUUGUAAGAUCUUUCAAAGGGGGGAUAGUAGGACCAGUUUGCUGUUUUUCACUGAAUCUUAGCUGUGUUUUUACUUAGGAAUGUUAGAAUCUUGUUUGUGUCAAAGACUGCUUUAUUGUAUGCUUGUUCUGUUUAUAAACUUGUUUUUGUUAGCAUGUUUCAAAAUUUUGAACGCCUGUUUUAUACUCAAUGUCUGCUUACUAAAGCCAUGUUGCCUCAGUUUGUGUUUUCAAUGUAUGGUGAAGUUUUAAAGUCACUAAAUAUGUUUUAUAUUAGCUUUUUUUGUAGCAUGAAAUCCAACGCAUUUAAGAAAUGUCACUGAAAAGUGAAUUUUGUGUUUGUGAAGUCCAUUGGUGACAUUUAAUGGUGUUUGGCCUUAUGCUUAAAUAAUAACUGGCACACAUGAUGUGCUUGCAUGCUCUCUGUACUGUAGUACCUACGAGUACAAAAUGAUGAACAAUAUGUUAGGAGACCGAUAGCCUCAUGUAGGAAGGCAUGUAUGUACAAGUUGACUGUUCUGUGGGAUCGAGUCUUUUACCUUUUUUUUUGUUACCACAUUGCACAGUAUCACCUGUCUCGGUACUGUAAAUGUGCUCACACACAAUCAUUUUGAUUAAUGCUACUUGUAAUCUGGGUAAAUGCUAAGUUUGCCUUUCUAUUUCUGCUUUGUGACAUGGCAUCACAAGUAGCAAAUAGUACUGUACCUUAGCAAGGAACUGUUUUUUAUAUUGUGUAAAUAUCUGAGCUUAACUUUUUGACAAUAAAUGGUACAUUUACACUGCAUGUCAUGCUGAAUUACCAGGAGGAACCAAAGGUCAGGCCAUAUAGCAUAUUGGCUGUUAUUACAAAAUUGUGCAAUGUUAAAAAUAAGAAGAGCUGCUGAUUUGUGGUAAUGCACAAGGCCUAAUAAAUCAUUUUUUUAUGAUCCUCCAAGAGAUGAAAAAAACUGCACUUUUGACACUCAGUGUAGAAUCCUGGUAUUGAUGUUAAACUAUGUUUGCUGUGCUGAUUCUGUGACUAAAUCCAUGGCAUGCUGUUGCUACAAAGCCCAGUGUCUGAAUUUUACAUGUUUGCAUUUUUUCCAUUGUUGUAGCCUAUUGUGCUUUAUCUUUAUGUAAUAUUUGACUCUUUUGAAAAGUAAGGGAAGGGGCGAGCAUUUUUAACGUUUUUAAAGGGACCGACAACUGGCGAGAACGUGUGAUUAGAUCAUGGUGGAAAUAGAAGGACCUUGAUUUGUCGUGACAGAUUCUAGCAUCUUUUUCAUGAUAAGAGUAUGAUUUAUAUUUUUAAAUCACGUUUAAAAGUAACAAAAAUCAGGUA
This is a messenger RNA of Rhipicephalus sanguineus (brown dog tick), 2280 nucleotides long. RefSeq names its product E3 ubiquitin-protein ligase UHRF1-like. The transcript has 5 exons. The record is from RefSeq and is a predicted model, not a curated record. The annotation marks the transcript as partial. Gene Ontology annotation, molecular function: ubiquitin protein ligase activity. NCBI's taxonomy places the organism in Eukaryota, Metazoa, Arthropoda, Arachnida, Ixodida, Ixodidae. Gene Ontology annotation, biological process: negative regulation of gene expression via chromosomal CpG island methylation; protein ubiquitination.